ACCUGCUGGAAGAAGACGGUCCGCACAGCCGGGACCGAGACCGAUUUCAAGAAAAGCUGAUGUUGCUGCUGAUCCUGCUAGAAGAGACGAGGAGGGGGAUGAUCUGCAAAGCUCAGACCGUGGCCAAUUUCUAGAAUACGACUUUGACCCCCUCGAAAAGCUCAAGUAUCCGCCGGCAACGGUCGACCACCUCUGGCUGCUGCAGAAUCUUCAAGAAGAGGCGAGGUUUAAGAAUCCGUCGAGGAGGGCCCACCGUCUCGGGAUGCUGCUGAACCUGCCGGAAGAGGAGAUGACAAAGAUGCAAAACUGGGACCGUGGCCGCUUUCAAGAACCUAUCCGAUUUCAAGAACAUCUCCUUGGCACCCUCGAAAAGCUGAACCUACCGGCGACGGUCGCCCACUUCGGACUGCUGCUGAACCUGCCGGAAGAGGCGAGGAGGAGGAAGGUCCGCUUAUCCGGGACGAGUUCACGGAAAGCUGGAGAGUGUACCGGCGAUGGACGACCACAUCGGGCUGCUACUGAAUCUGCCGGAAGAGGCGAGCAGGAGGACGGUCCACACAGCGGGGACUUUGCCGGGAGCUCAACCCGGGAUGCUGCUGAAUCCGUCGGAAAGCCGUGGCAGAUUUCAAGAACAUCGAUCUACCACCCUCGAAAGGCUGAAAAAGCUGCCGGCGAUGGUUGACCACUUGGGCUGCUGCUAAACCUGGCCGAUUCCAAGAACAUAGCCCCCUUGAAAAGCUCAAGAAUCUGCCAAAGACGGGCGACCACCUCGAGCUGCUGCUGAACCAACCGGAAGAGAGGUUGGAGAUGGUUCGCAAAGCCGGGUCCGUGGUCGAUUUCGAACUCAACCCGGGAAGCUGCUAAAUCUGUCAGAAAGGAGUCUGAACUGAACCUGCCGGAAGGAGAUGGUCCAGUGGUCCACAUAGCCGCAGGAGUUCCAGGGCGGCACCUUCAGCAUAUCCAACCUGAACAUGUUCGGCAUGACGCACUUUUGUGCCAUCAUCAACCCCGCUAAAGCUGUAUCCUUGCCAUCGGUGCUUUUCCGUUCCCUGGCUUCGGUUCCGUGGUCGAUUUCAAGAAAAGUUUAAGAAUCCGCUGGCCACGGUCGACCACUUCCAAGACAGCGGCUCGUUAAUCAAAGUGUCAUUUUAAAAUAAAUAAACCGAGAUAAAGUAUAAUUAUUACGAUCAGAACCAAAAUUAGUUUUAUUUGAGUUUAA
Molecule: messenger RNA, 1219 nt
Organism: Culex pipiens pallens (northern house mosquito)
Lineage: Eukaryota; Metazoa; Arthropoda; Insecta; Diptera; Culicidae
Exons: 2
Coding region: 263-682 (139 amino acids)
Source: RefSeq, a predicted model, not a curated record